CGAAAGUGUCUCGAUUCGCAAGCAAUAUAAACAUUAGUUAUGCUUUUAUCAACUAUUUAGCUCUACACUUUGAUAGGAGCCAGGUUAGGACCGCUAGCGCCACUAGUAGUUGUGAAUGACUGUGUCCAUGGUGUCAGUCUCUUCAAAGGACAGUGAAGUGGAGGUCGUCAGGACAGUCACCUGGUCACUGAGUGUAGUUUAUGGUCUUAUCCAUCACACCGCAAGUAACAUACUACCGGUAGUAGUUCUACACGCUGCCGAACCUAUGUCAGUAUGUGGCCUCCUCCUCUUCGAGUUCUGACCGCCACUGGACGAUGGUGCUGCUUGUAGCUCUGCGGAGAUCGAGAGUGAACUCAGUGAAGCGUGUCCGAAUGGUGUGAUCCUCAACACCGUGUGCAUGUGGGACUCUAUCGUCUGGAACGAUACCGGAAAGGAGUAAAUCACGUGAGGAAUCGCACAUGCGCCUACAAUAAUGUAUCCCUACGCCAUUGCAAUUUUCAUUGGAUCAUAGAGGAUAUGGUCGACGCUGUGCGAAAUCAGCUAACUAACUUACUUGCCUGAAGAUUAGCAUUUUCGCGGAAUGAUCCGAAAUAGAAAUGCCCAGUGACCGUUUGUCGAAUUUUAUGGUGGGUGUGUUAGCAUGUCUGAUCAUUCUCCUGCCACCGAUCUACCAUUCAUGGACAAGCCAGUGCCUUUGGCCAGCUUGGGACCAUGCUCGAGCCUCAGUGGCUUCCGGACCAGCACAUCAACGACUGUCCCCAUCUCGGACAAGCAGGAUGAGUGACCAUUCGGCCUCUGAAAGCUCAUCUAUUUGGCAAGCCAAGACCGUGCAGUGUUGGCUAGACGCUAAGGCAGCGGGCUGCUCGGAUGGAUUCGAUGUGAAGCACGUCCACUACGCCAAUUAUGAAGUGCUCGAUGGUGUCCUCAUUCCAGAGCUCAUUGACAUAAAUGCCACACACAAGCUGCAUUCAAAGCACAGCAAGCUCCUGCGUUCCAGAUUCAUAAAGCGUGUACAGCCAUGCUGUACUCCGGCUUUGCUCCAACCCAACGCUACAACAUGGCAUGAUGCCGCCAAGUGCCUGAGACCGAUUGCCUUGGCAUCAACGGCUGCUGGCGGAGGCGUGUUUGUGCGUCGGCUGCUGGAACAGUUGAGUGGCGUGCUGACGGGAAGUGUCUACAGGACCGACUCGCAUCUCCGUCGAGAGGGGUUCUUCGCCGAGGGUACCCAUGACAGCUCCGUUAUUGCAGUGGAAACACACGCGCACAACUCUACAUCCUCCGUUUUCCGCCGUCUCACGUGCUCGGAUGUGAAGCGGGCCAUAAUCGUGCUGAGCGACCCUUUUGUGACGAUACGCGCCGACUUCAGCCGCUGUGUGAAGCAGACUGGCAAAAUCGGUGGAGGCAAGGUCUCCUCAAGCACACCACGUUGCCGUGCAGCUACAUGGGAUGAGUUCGUGGCUGACGGAGCUGAGCGCUGGGUUCGACCGCUGGAGAAAUGGCUUAGCUGUGACGUUCCAAAACUGGUACUAUUCCUAGAGCAGGUGCAAAGCGACCAUGUUCUGAAGUAUUGCAAGGAGCUUGCACAGUUUGUAGGGUUUCAACUACCACUGAAGAGAGUUGAAUGUGUCGGCAAGAACGUGAACCAGCUUAGAACUGAGGAAAACGAGCAGCUAGUGCCAUUCCAGCGCUACACGACGUCUCACAUUGCACUUAUCAAUGAGCAACUUGCUGCUCUGGAUAGGCUCUAUGCAGGCAUCAAGACGCGUUACAGCAGAGACAUUGAUUAGUACAUCUGAUGAUGUACAAUGACACAUUCAUGUUUGCGUGCGUGUGUGUUGGCAGCCAUCACGUGACGGCAGCAGCAUGCUUGGUGGUGGUGUGCACUGUCUAUUCUGAGCCCUGCUGUUGGGGAUGAUCACAGCUCUGCUACUACUGCAAGCGCAGGCAGGCACGUACUACUCACUAUCACUGAUCAACCAUCAAACACAUCGCUUCGGAUGGAAACAUUUUAUUGGAACAUCUUCAAGCCAAUUAAUCAGAUAUUCACAGCAUAAUCAUUCUACUGCCAGGAAAA
Messenger RNA from Sycon ciliatum, 2074 nucleotides. RefSeq lists its product as uncharacterized. The transcript has 2 exons. The record is from RefSeq and is a predicted model, not a curated record. NCBI's taxonomy places the organism in Eukaryota, Metazoa, Porifera, Calcarea, Leucosolenida, Sycettidae. Bases 597 to 1787 code for a protein of 396 amino acids.